Rhizoctonia solani is the source of this 1956-nucleotide messenger RNA. RefSeq names its product RNA recognition motif protein. Lineage: Eukaryota; Fungi; Basidiomycota; Agaricomycetes; Cantharellales; Ceratobasidiaceae. Gene Ontology annotation, molecular function: RNA binding. The transcript has 4 exons. The record is from RefSeq and is a predicted model, not a curated record. Bases 1 to 1956 code for a protein of 651 amino acids.
AUGGCUGGCUUUGAUUCCGAGCUCGAUGCACUCUUCAAGUCAAGUGCCGGAGCUUCUGUUCCCUUGAAGCCUAUUCCUCAGCCUACUGUCAUACCGGUCCCAACUCUUCCCCCAAGUCUUCGAGCCUCAACUAGUGCGCCGACGAAACGUAAACACGAGAAGAAAGUCGGAUUCUCAGACCAGUCUGGUGCCAAAAGGCGGAAACCAAAUUCAUCGGAGCGUCAAGCGGAAAAGAAGAAAUCAAAAGAUAAAGACGAUUCGACUGAAGAAGAUGACGCUGUUGUCGAGGAUGCAUACCAUCAAGGCAAAGCGACUGUGCCGAACCCAACAAAAUCCAAGACUUCAAAGCUUACGUCUCCCAAAGCCAAGCCAAGUACUUUGAAAGAGCAAGCCGGAGCUGAGUCUCAGUCGGAAUCCGACUCGGAUUCAGAUCCUGAUGCUCCUCCCCCACUGCACGAAUCCUUGACUCAAAAACCCGAAGCUGAGCGGCCUCGAAAGAAGAAAUAUGUUCCCGAGGGCGAGACACCAGACCAAAGAGACGCUCGUACAAUUUUUAUUGGAAAUCUUCCGGCUAGCGUUGCGAAAAGUUCGGCCAAGAAAUCCCUUCAUAAACAUAUCCUUAACUGUCUGACCACCUCAUACCCUGAUCUUGCUCGACCUGCUAUCGAAUCGUCUCGCUUUAGGAGCGUGGCAUUCAAAACACCCACCGCUAAACUUCCCUCCGACACCCUCUCGUCCAAUUCCAAGUCGAAACCCAAUACUUCCUCAUCCGAGCAUAACAGGAAUCGCGCUGCCGAAUGGAGAGCUACCCAAGACCCCGAGGACCCAACGCACAAAAUAUUCCAAACUCCGGCACAGAAAAAGAAAACGGCCUAUAUCACGGGGGCCCUGCAUGAUUCUGCCAAGUCUUCUUCGAGUGCAUAUGUAGUGUUUGCGCACCCCAAUCCGGUGGAGGGGAGUGAACCUGCUUGGGAUCCGACAGAGGUGGCCGCAAGAGCUGUGAUAGCAUGUAACGGGUCGAAGUUUAUGGAGCGGGUAUUGAGGGUCGACCGUGUAGGGAAAAGGGAGGAGGACAAACAGGACCCGAGAACGAUGAUUUUUGUCGGGAAUUUGGAUUUCGAGACGGACGAAGAUGCAUUGAGGGAGAUGUUUGAAAAUUUGGUGGAGAAAGAAAGGGGAAAGUCGGAUGCGCAGGGAGAUGAUUCAGAUUCAGAGAGCGAGGGGGGCCAGGAAGACGGGAGCGGAGAUGAGAGCGAAAAGGAGAGUGGGAGUGAGGAAAGCGGAGACGAAGGGGAAGCGGGCGAGAAGGAUGGGGACCAAGGUAUCGUCAAGCCUACCGCUGCCACGGAUCGCCCUGUGACUUCCAAGCGAUGGGUCAAGAGUGUGCGAAUCAUCAGGGACAAGGAUACCCAGUUGGGUAAAGGAUUCGGUUACGUCCAAUUUAUCGACCGUGCAUCGGUGGACGAGAUCCUUGCUCUGGAGCCUGGAACAAUUAAAUUGGCUAAACGCAAGCUGCGUGUUCAGCGAUGCAAGACUAUUCCCGGUGUUUCCCUCCCGAAAACCAAACCAUCUUCUGCUGGCGACAAACCCAAGGAGCCCAAAAUAGCAUCCAAAGGGGAGUCGAAUCAGAAAUCAGAUCGUCAAAAAGCACGGCCAACUCCAUCCAAACCAAUUCUUCCUCGCGCUGAUCCUAACCUUGGCGAGCGCAUCCGCUCUUUAUCAAAAGAAGAACGUAAAUCUGUCAAGGCCAGCGACGCAGACCGAGUUGCACGCCGCUUGGCGAAGAAAAAGGCCAAGAUCGUGUCCGAAAGGGGGGCCCGAAAGGCAUCCAGCAGCAAAGCGAAUAUACUUGGGGGUCGACCGGGGGCACCCAAAUCCAAGAAGCCAAAAGUUGGAAAGUCAGGAAAGAGGGAACGCAGCGACAAGGCUCUCUUGAAGAAAAAUGUCAAAAAAUAG